Messenger RNA from Marasmius oreades (fairy-ring Marasmius), 324 nucleotides. RefSeq lists its product as uncharacterized. The record is from RefSeq and is a predicted model, not a curated record. The transcript has 3 exons. Gene Ontology annotation, biological process: meiotic strand invasion involved in reciprocal meiotic recombination; homologous chromosome pairing at meiosis; meiotic joint molecule formation. Gene Ontology annotation, cellular component: DNA recombinase auxiliary factor complex; condensed nuclear chromosome. Bases 1 to 324 code for a protein of 107 amino acids. Gene Ontology annotation, molecular function: double-stranded DNA binding; recombinase activator activity. NCBI's taxonomy places the organism in Eukaryota, Fungi, Basidiomycota, Agaricomycetes, Agaricales, Marasmiaceae.
AUGUCUACGAAACAAAAGUCCGAUGUUAAAGUUCUCAAGGGUCAAGAGGCGGAGGACAAGGUUCUGGAAUACGUCAAAAUGAUGAAUCGACCAUAUGGUGCUGUGGAUGUAUCUGCAAAUCUCAAAGGCGCUGUGCCGAAAACGGCUACCCAGAAGAUAUUGGUUGUGCUUGCUGAGAAGGGUGAAUUAGUUCAAAAAACAUACGGCAAGGGCUUCAAGUCAUCGCUGCGUGUACCUGCCGGACAUAAUGUCGACCCCCAGGGAAAACCACUUUUUUUGUUGCUGAUCAAUCCAAGAUUGAAACACUUCCGGCUGAACAAUUAG